AUGGACAACAACCGUCCUCCCAUCGAUGACGAUGACGAUGCUUAUGAUUGGUGGAAUGAAUGGAACGCCGUUCCCAUCUUGGGAUUGGGACAAUCACAAGACUUGAUGCCUCAGUGGCUCUACGAUCGCUUUCUUAUUUGGGAUUUAGAAGACUCGGGCAAUGAAAGACCUGAAAGACGCUCUGUGCUCACUCCAGAACUCCGAGAUGAUGUAUAUGAGCUGCUUGAGGCAAAAGCCAACAAGCAUGUAGAUCCCGACCAGUUCCAGCAACUGAAGAAUGCAUUUGAUUUCAAGCACCAGGGCAAGCCCAGCGCCAAAGAUGUUUUUGAGCGGUACACAAUCAUAACGGCCGACAAUUUCGAACAGCUGAUCCCCAAGAAUCUUGAGUAUUUGAAGCCGGAGCACUAUUUCUUCCUUUCCUUCCUUUGGGAUGAGUGCCGGAUUGCAUUGGUUGACAGCAACAAGAUUGCUAUACCGCUCCACCACUAUUACACAUUCACACGGUGGGUCUCCUCCAUCAAUGAUUGUUCAGAUCAGAAAACACUGAAGAUACUCUUGAAACAUUUCCAUGUGAAUGCUAGGCUGGCGCUCACGUAUUCACAUGUUCGCCAGCACCAAAAGAACCAUCCGCAUGUCCAACAACGUCCCCUGCCACGCAGCUGGACCCUUCGAGCACCAAGGCGUGCCCAGCGACCACCACGACCCCACCAGCCCGCCAUGACCACUCAAGGCCACACCACAGCAACUGUACAGCGACAACUGAACCCUACCUAUGGAACACUGCCUUCCACUGGUACUCCAGGCAUGGGAACCAUGAAACCACCACCUCCAAGUCCGAGUCCAACUCCAUGGCAGCCACCACCAGCUGGUCCCAUGCCAACUGCACCACGCCCUCCUGCCUAUGGAUAUGGCAGUACUGCUCCUGCUGGAUUAUUGGAAGGGCCACCCAUGCCGCCCCCACACGGAAGUCAACUAGCGCUGCCUGGGCAGCAGCCACAUGGUGCCAUGACACCUUGGCCUGGUCCAUAUCCUCCUUAUGGAUAUGGAUGGCAACAACCGGCUCCAGCCAAAGUGGUUCACAACCACAUUACCAUCAGUGGAAGUGACAACACCCUUAUGCUUGGUGACGAUGUCAAGAAGUCCCCUUCCAAGACAGCCGACGCCCUGCAAGCCUCAUUGGACCAGUUUCGACAACAAGUUGAUGAGGAUGCCAAGCGCCUUGAGAGCACUAUCAAACGAGAAGGCCAACAAACGCGUUCGACUGUCCAUACUCUGACAGCGGCGCGCCCUCCCAUGCCAGUUGCCGUUCGACAUGAGCACGAACAAGCGGCAGCGACCUCAGGAACGGUUCUGCAGUUUGAUGAAGCAGAAGCUGUCGCUCCCAGAACCCCUGCGCUUCGAAGCAGCACACCAUGCUUCUCUGUCGGAAGGCGACAGCAGCGUCCUUCUGUUUCCUUUGCUGACCCAGAAAAUGCAGCACCCCCCACUGACAGCACACAGCAGACCCCAGUGACCGUUUCUGUGCCAGCUGCGUCCUCACCCACCUCACCUCUGGAAGACUCUGCUGUGGAUUCUCCUAGUAGCAGGGAGGAUACCACAAGUGUCCCCGGGAUGCCACGCACUGUGGGAACGCCCAAGUCUUCAGGAUGGCCUUCUCUCGGAUUCAUGAGCCGACCCUUCAGUGGUUCCAAGAAGAAGAAGGCAGUAAUGUUGGAGCAGCCCAUGGAAAACGUCACCGUCGAACCGGUUGUCGAAACUGUUCACGAAGAGUCGGAUGUGGAUUCCAUCCAGGUCCGUUCCCCUACAGCUGUCUUAUUCAGUGGGGCUCCAAAUCUAGCGGUAGUAUCACAUGAUAGUUCGGACCCUUCUCCCAGCAGUCAAGGAAGUCAAGGCACCGCAUUCUUCGAUGCGGAGCCAGGUCUAGAACUUGAUGGUGUCUCAUUGGCAUCUGCAUCCAAUGCCCCAGCCAGCUCUGAUCCUGAGGGGAAAGUCUUUACAGCAACCAAGAACAACAAGCCAGCUGCUACCACUACUAGUGAUGGCUAUGGAGCCGAUGUGUCCACAGAUGAUGAAGAGAGCUCCGACGACCUCACUGAUGAAGACAGCACCGACGAUGACGAUGAUCCAGACCCUGAUAGCAGUCCCGAGGCAGCAAUGGCAAGUCCCAAGCCCACCAUCCAAGAGACCCCUGAAGAGACUCAAUGGGAUGAAGACUUCGCCUUGGGUCAAGAAAAGCAUGUGCUUGAGCAGGGAUGGAUAGGAGAAGCACCAACAGCAGCAGCAGCACGUCUUCCUUCCCAGAGCACUGCACCCGAGCCUUCCAAGACUGUAUCUAACCAAGUCAAGCUGGACGAGGAAUUCGCCGCGUCCUUGCAGGCUGAAUUGGAUGUGCAGGGUCCACUUAGCUUCCAGUCCGAUGAUGCUGAAGAUGACAUCUCUGAUGAUGGGGGCGGCAAACCCUCAGCGAAGACGAGCCCCACUGAAGUUGCCUUGAAGCCUGCCGGAGUUGAGGCUGAUUCCAAGAGCACCAAUGAUGGUGGUGGCAAGCCGGCAGCAAAGAAGAGCCCAACUGAAGAUGCAUUGGAGCCUGAAGAUGACAUCUCUGAGGCUGAUUCUGUGGAGCCAUUUGCUGAUUCUGUGGAGCCAGCUGAUGAUGACAGUUCCAGUGUUGGCAGCAUUGUACAUGAAACUGCUACAAAAUCAUGGUUUGGGUUCAGCAUCUUUUCCCCAUCGAAGCCGGAGCCAAUGUCGAGUGCCGAACUGAAAAUGAUUGCGGCCAGAGCUGCUGAAGCUGAUGGUUCCUCAGUGGUCGCAGCCGAUCCAGAUGAAGACUCCCAGGGAAAUAUGGAAAAGUCAAAUGCUGAAGAGCUUUCCCCAAUGCAUGGUCCGAAGGUUCGGGCUGGUCCCACCCCUGCACGUAUCCGUGCCAUGACUCUUCAGGAGAUGAAAGCUGCUGAAGAGAAACUGGAACCAGCUGUAGCCGAGCCAGCUGAAGAAGGAUUGCAUGCUGCCACCACCGAUCCAACUGCAAUGACUCUUGAGGAGAUGAAGGAUGCUGAGCCAAUCAUUGAAGAAGACGAAGAACGAUCACAAGUGGGAACUGAGAGCACAGCCAUCGCUAAGGCUGCUGAGGAGGAGCUGGAACCAGCGGUAGCCAAGGUGGCUAAACCCAAUACCGAUUGUUCUGGUCCCAAGAAGAAAACGUCUCCAAUGGCCAAGGGUGGUCUCCUUGGCAUUGGUGGCAACCCAAUCCGAGGCACCAACAUUCCCAAAGCAGAGGCCUCCGUGGUGGUCGAAACCGUGGAUGAAGAAAGCUCUGAGGGAAGCUAUCCCCCAGUCGAAGCCACGGACGGUACCAUUGUUCCUGUGACCAUUUCAAUUGCAGCCACUGACCCUGUUCCCACGGAGACUGCAUCCAAGGUCGAGGAAGAAGAUGGUGCACCCAUUGCCAAGGCUGCUGAGGAGGAGCUCGAACCGGAACAAGUUGAUGGUGGCUCCGUGGCCGAAGUGGAGACAGAUGAAGAGGGCUCGCUCGGAACUGUGGACUCGACUGAUGACUCAGAUGCUGAGGAGCUGGAACCAGUUGAUGGUGGCACCCAGCACUCUGAUGGUCGAGCUGGCACUUGGGAAUCAGAUGGCCUACCUUACUGGGGGUUGACGACUGGUAGAGUGCCGAGGCCAUGCAAGUCCUGUCGCGGUCAAGACAAAUAUUGCCAUCGGCAUAGAAGCCAGGACCCCAAUGUGCCUCCACCUGCAUUAGUCGUGCCUCCACCAGUUGUGGAUGUGGUGCCUCCGCCGGUAGUGGAUGUGGUGCCUCCACCGGUAGUGGAUGUGGUGCCUCCACCGGUAGUGGAUGUGGUGCCCCCUGUUGAAGAAGAUUCCAUUGAGGAAUCGGAAGAAGAUUCCAUUGAGGAAUCGGUAGCGGAUGCCAUGCCUCCACCUGUACCAGAUGAGGAAGAGGAGGGAUUUCGGCGUGUACGACGGAAGCGCCGUUUGGCCAAAGGCAACCAACCGUAA
Messenger RNA from Seminavis robusta, 4017 nucleotides. The record is from the annotation of a GenBank genome assembly. NCBI's taxonomy places the organism in Eukaryota, Bacillariophyta, Bacillariophyceae, Naviculales, Naviculaceae.